Messenger RNA from Kuraishia capsulata CBS 1993, 2355 nucleotides. RefSeq lists its product as uncharacterized. Gene Ontology annotation, cellular component: endoplasmic reticulum exit site; COPII vesicle coat. The record is from RefSeq and is a predicted model, not a curated record. NCBI's taxonomy places the organism in Eukaryota, Fungi, Ascomycota, Pichiomycetes, Pichiales, Pichiaceae. The transcript has 2 exons. Gene Ontology annotation, biological process: endoplasmic reticulum to Golgi vesicle-mediated transport; intracellular protein transport; COPII-coated vesicle cargo loading. Bases 1 to 2355 code for a protein of 784 amino acids. Gene Ontology annotation, molecular function: zinc ion binding; GTPase activator activity.
AUGACGGACAUUUACGAAAUUGAAGACAUCGAUGGUGUUCGUUUCAACUGGAACGCGUUUCCAGUCACCCGAAACGAGGCAGAGAACAUCUCCACACCGGUCGGAUGUCUGUAUACGCCAUUGAAUCCAAGAGACGAUUUGCCAACAGCCAACUACGACCCCCAGAUAUGUCGUAAGUGUCAUGCGGCUAUGAAUCCUUACAGCACCAUUGAUUUGAUGGCAAAAAUAUGGACUUGUCCGGUUUGUCUUUCCAGAAACCAACUUCCUGCCCAUUAUUGCAGCCUCUCAGCAGAGAACUUGCCGGUUGAAUUAACCCCAUUGGCAUCCACCAUUGAAUACGUAUUGAAGAGACAACAGCCUCCACCCCCACCUGUUUUCCUGUACGUUAUUGAUCUGUGCCAGGAACCAGAGGACUUGCAGGCAUUGAAAGACAGUUUGAUCACUUCAUUGUCUUUGCAUCCCCCAGGAGCCCUCAUUGGUUUGAUUACCUUUGAUUCUGUGGUAAACGUCCACGAGCUCAAGUUCGAGUCCGGCUUCAAGAAGUAUGUGUUUAGCGGGAGCAAGGAGCACGAAUCCGUGGAGGUCCAGAAGCAACUCGGGAUCUUUGGUAAUUGCCAGAAGACCUGGAUUCAGCAGUUCGAGACUCAGAACGGAACAAUAAACAAGUUCCUUCUUCCAUUGAGCGACAGCGACGCUGAAUUUCAGAUUACGAAGACCAUUGAAAGCUUGGAAUGCUCUAAGUGGAUUGUUCCAAGUGGCCAUAGAGCUGUCAGAGUUACCGGAGCUGCUCUUUCCAUCGCCUCGUGUUUGGUCGAAGGUGCCUUUUCACAAUGUGCCGCCAAGAUCACCCUUUUCGCUGGUGGUCCAUGUACUUUUGGCCCAGGCAUGAUCGUUGGUACGGAGCUCAAGGAGCCAAUUAGAUCGCAUAAUGAUAUAGACAAGGCGUCCGCGAAGCAUUACAAGAAGAGCGUUGCAUUCUACAAAAAGCUGGCUUCGAAGGCUGCUGGGAUCAAGAAGGACAUCAAGGAUAAGAGUAUCGACCAUGCUUCCACCAGUAUCUUCUCGGUGGAUAUAUUUGCCGGUUGUUACGACCAAACGGGUAUCUACGAGAUGAGAUCCUUGGCCAACCUCACUGGUGGUGUCUUGGUAGUAACCGAUUCUUUUCAGACCUCCAUCUUCAAGAACUCGUUCUUUGGAGUUUUCAAUAAGGAUGACGAAGGUUAUCCAUCGAGCUACUUUGAUGGUACUUUGCAAGUAUUUACCUCUCAUAAGUUGAAGGUUGCCGGCGUCGUUGGGCAUGCGAUGUCCUUGAAACAUCAUGCUGACAACGUUGCCGACAUCCAAGUUGGAGAUGGUCUCUCGGACAAGUGGAGAAUGUGUUCUUUGUCCCCAAGACACACAUACGGUAUCUUCUUUGAUAUGCAAACUGUGCCAACCGUGGACCAAAGAAACUCUUCGGUCGGCGAUGUUUGCAUCCAAUUCCAAACUACGUAUAGACACGCGAACGGCUCGGUGAGAACCAGGGUUACAACCUUGAGAAGAAUGACUUCAAAUUCCACCGACCUGUCGCACACUUUCGACCAGGAGGCUGCUGCAGUUCUCUAUGCCAGAUUGGUUGUACACAAACUUGAGGCAGGAGGUGAGUACUCUGAUCUUCUGAGAUGGAUAGAUAAGUCGUUGGUCAAGUUGUGCACCGUUUAUGGUGACUACUCCAAGAACGACUCGAACUCGUUCAGAUUGUCGAGCAAGUUCUCGUUGUUACCACAAUUCAUCUACCACUUGAGAAGAUCCCAGUUCUUGCAAGUGUUCAACUGCUCCCCUGAUGAGACUGCAUUCUACCACCACACUUUGUUGAGAACAGACAUCAGAGACUCUUUGGUUAUGAUCCAACCAACUUUGACCGUGUUCAGAGCAGAUGGCUCAGACCCAGAGCCUGUUCUCUUAGACUCUGCUUCCCUGCAGGCGGACUCUGUCUUGUUGUUGGAUGCGUUUUUCUACAUUGUGAUCUAUUUUGGUCAUGUGGCUGCUGAAUGGAGAGACAAAGAGUAUCCAAGAGAUGAAUAUCCUGGUGUGUACGAGAUGAUUGACAAUUCCAGAGAGGAGGCUGCUAGUCUGAUCUCGGAUAGAUUCCCGCUUCCAAGAUACGUCACUACCGAUGAGGGUAAGUCGCAAGCGAGAUUCUUGUACUCAAAACUUAACCCUUCCGAAAAUGACUCGCAAAAUUUUGGUGCAGCCAUGGCUGGAUAUGUUGCCGAUGGUUCGGAUGCCAACACUGUUGUACACACCGAAGACGUGUCGCUCAAGACCUUCUUUGCCCAUCUUGCUAGGCUGGUUGUCCAGAACUCCAAUGCGUGA